CCCAUAUCUGCUUCCCCUUGUCCUCAGCAGUUCAAUAGACACCAAAGCUUUGACAGUCGGCUGUCGCCACCGGCUUCCUUCAAUCUUCCACAACAUCAGCCAGAGACUCAGCCUCCAACAUGGACCUGGAUGAUUCCACUAUUAAGGGGAGUGUGUUGAUUCGACACCAACUCCAUGAGGGGAAGCACCACUACGAAGUCGGAGAAGUGGUGAAGUACCAAACCAAAACUGAUAGGAAAAUGUUCAUAAGAGGAGAUAAGCUGACGGAGAUAAAUGGGGUUGAUCUUCGGGACUUAGAACCUGAGGAGCUGGCCAAAAUGAUCGCAGAAGGAAAUCCAUUGCUGUCAGUGCAGAAGAGAGAAAAACAGUCUGAAAAGGAGGAGCAGCUGCCCCUAGAUGAGGACACCUUGCAGCCCUACGACAAGGAGUCCACUGUCCUGAGUUUUUCCUGGGAGUUGACGAGGGAGGAAGGUGCCAACGAAGGAGAGGAAAACGAGACAACAGAAUUAGAGGGGAAUGUGUGCCAAGAUAUGAGCAAGGAGAAUGGGGAGAGCAGAGAGCUCCUUGUAAUUCACAUGACGAACACCAGCAUCGCUGUGGUGGGAACCAGGGGUUGUGAAGGAUGUGAGGGGACAGGAUGCACCGUCAGUGACAUCGUGGUGGUGGCAGAAUCCAGCGCAGUGACAUUUGUUCCCAGAGGAGAUGUAAGUUUCAGGCAGGAAAAGCUGGCAGAUGUCUUGAUAAAACAUGUGCCCACUCAUCGCUACCUCAGAACUAUCUGCUCGGAAAAGACCGUCUACUCUUCACCAAAUCCAGAAAAGAUCACUAUCUACUAUUACAAGUCGAAUGCCAUGGAUAAGACGUUCAGAGGAAUUGCAGUGGUCCUAAAUCUCACUGGUUCCAAUUGCUUUCUCAGGUGCUGCAAGGAAGGAGAUAGGGUGCUCCUACAGGUAGAGACGUGUGAAAAGCAGAGACUGAGGCAGAUCUCCAAGAAUGACGACUGCACCUUCUCCUUUGUCUUCUACAUGAUGGCUGACCGCACAAAACAGCGGAAAUUUGAAUCUGCGCUCCACAACGGCUGGUUCAUCCAUGUAGCCAACACUGAUUUGGUGGAAAUGGCUGAGACAGAUGGAGAAAGGGGAGAUUCGUCAUUCCUCUUUAUCAUUCAGAAGUGAGACGGGGUUGUUUUCUACAUGCUUGUACUCACUUUUUGGCCGCCACAUUGUAAAUAUAAAGUUGAGUUCUGAUAGAAGCUCUUUUUGUUUAGCCCAUCUAGUUAUGUGACAAAUACUAAGGUCUCUGUGUGAAACUCUGACUUGGUGGACACGUGUCAUACAGUUGUUUUACUAUCGCUAAGCUUAACAUUUUUUGUUGUUUUAUAUGAUUAAUAUUUCAAAUUAUUCUGAAAAAAGUGACUUUCAAACAACAUUUUUUAUGAUAAAUGAGUGGUUUUCCCCUUUGAUCACAUGUUAGCCCAUCCUUGUGUGAUGUUUUAUUUGAAAUAAUUUCAUGCUAUCUUAAAAGUCCUUAUGAAAUCCAAUGUAAUGUUUCUAUAUGACCUGUUUUUUUAUUAUAUGUCACGACUGCAACUCUAACAUCUUUCCCAGCUGAGACAUAAAAACUGAGCUUAUAAAUAUUAAUAUUUUUCAGAACGGCCUUUUCAUGGAAGUAUGUUAAUUUACACAAAAAAUAUGCACACUUUGUCAAAGAAGGAUUUAUUGAGUCUGACCAAUCAGAGCAGAGUUGACAACCAUUGUUGCAUUGGUAAAUUGUAUUGUGUUCCAAAAAUUGAAGAAUAAUUUUUGGCAUACUGCAGUUUAUUGGAGCAUUUGUUGCACUUUCCCCCAUUUUAAUUUAGUGUAGCAGCAAAAAUAUUGGAUAAAACCUUGUUUUACUAUUAUAGCUAUCAAAUUUAUUUAAAUGAUUUAAAUGACUCCUUGCACUUCAAAAAAAAAAAACAAACAAACUGAAAUGACAUGCUCAAACAAAUUGUGCAUAUUCUGCAUCAACCAGUAAUUUAGAUCAAGAA
This is a messenger RNA of Xiphophorus hellerii (green swordtail), 2029 nucleotides long. RefSeq lists its product as uncharacterized. Gene Ontology annotation, molecular function: cytokine activity. The transcript has 7 exons. NCBI's taxonomy places the organism in Eukaryota, Metazoa, Chordata, Actinopteri, Cyprinodontiformes, Poeciliidae. The record is from RefSeq and is a predicted model, not a curated record. The coding region runs from base 120 to 1175 and encodes 351 amino acids. Gene Ontology annotation, biological process: macrophage chemotaxis; immune response; neutrophil activation.